AUGGAGAUCUCAGUGCGCAGCGCUCGCCAUCCAGUCAUCAAGCGGGAGAAGCUGCUUGGUGUUCGAGAGAGAGACACUUUUGGCCAAGACAUGCUGCUGGAUGAAGAUCUCCGCGCUCAGAACUCGCAAUCCAGUGCCACCCUUGAGGCACUUGAGGACGAAGCUCUGAUGGAAGCAUUGUCAUCCACCUUGGCAGCACAGGGCGAACAUCCCCGCGCUCAUAGCUCGCCGUUGACUGCCCACGUGGAAGAAGUGGCCUGGCUACGCCUGUCAUGGUUUGACUUGAUAACCCUCUUCCUGUGCAUUCCUGUGGAGGAGGCAGAUCUCCGCGCCCAUGACCCCCCAUUGAAUGCCAAGGACGAUGAUCACUCUUCGCUGAAAGCAUCGCCGCCCAGCUUCCCCGACAGAGCAGAGGGCGAAGAGACCCCUGCGCCGGAUGCACCGUCGCCCAGCUUCCUCAUCUCAUCCGUCGCCAAGGAUGAAGAUGUCCUCACGCCACCCAACAUCCCUUUGACAGAAGUUGCAGUGGCACCAUCAACAGCUUCAUCGCAACAGUCGCCGCUCUCACCGCAGCAGCGGCUCCAGCUUUCCCCGCAGCACUUGGGAUGGCAAGACGCAUGGCAGAGAGCCACACAAGAGAAGAACGCCGGCCAGCAGGACCCUAUAAAGGCCAUGCUAGUGACCAUCGUGAACGCUACCAGUCGAGAUCAGAUACAGCCAUGCUUAUUUCGCGGAGACUUGUUUGAAGGUUUCCGCAACCGUGCCGAGUGUAUCCAGACCAUCAAAGCUAGACUGGACAGGGCUUUGAACGCAACUUGGUACCAUGGCGAGUGUACUCUGGAUGCCGAGUUCGACCUGCUGAAGAUUGGGCCAGUUGUGUGGAUGCAGGCAGUGAAGCAAAUCGGGCUGAAGGAGAAGAUAUGGCCAGAGGCCUUGCAUUUGUGCUUGGAAGCGCAGCUGAGCUUCCUGGAGCAUCGGAAGACAAGAUUGCUACAUAGGCCUGAUUCCAAACACAUCGGAGUCAACCCACAGACAAGUGUGAUGAUCGGGCUCAGUCCGAGUGCUCGCAAGAGUCAUCUCAUCCAGAGGACCAACAAGUGGUUGACAAAGGCUGCCCCAGCUGACGAGCACAAUGAGGUUGCUGCAAUCAGAUCCAAGGAGUGCUUCGCCCAAGAAUAUACGCCGAAGGGCUUCAGAACAUGCCUGCUGAACUUUCACAGGGUGGCCCUGUACAGCGAUGAGUGUGUCAAUAUCAUCAAGACGUCCCACGCCGAUCCGCAGGCAUUGCGCCACUAUGCCGACCGGGCCAAGUUGAACACAUACUUGCUGGCCGAGGCUGACGAUAUGACAAAGCCCCAGGUGCGAUCCACAUCGGCGACGAUGACCAGAUGUAUGUGGUUUCCAUGA
Durusdinium trenchii is the source of this 1407-nucleotide messenger RNA. The record is from the annotation of a GenBank genome assembly. Lineage: Eukaryota; Dinophyceae; Suessiales; Symbiodiniaceae.